AUGUAAAUAUAAUACGUUAAUGUAUUUUAUUCUAUAAGUAUAAAUAAUAAAGUAUAAGUUAGUAUUAUUAACAGUGAAGGUCAGAAUUUUAAAGCCAGCUACACCCACACUGUUGUAGUUAAAUACUCUGGUAGCUGUUGACAUAAUUGGAACUUUUUGUCUUCAGCGCAUGACUACGUAGUGAAUCAUUCAAGGCUGCUAGUUAAAUAGUUAACAGUUGUUAUUUUAGACCAAAUUUCAGACAACCACGUCAUGAUAUGUUAUGCAAUAUUAUUAUGUUAACUUUGAUAAAUAAUUUUCCACGUUCAACGUUCCAAGCUAGAACUUUUGUCCUAUGGAUGCCGGAAAAUACAAGAGACAAAAAGAAAAAUAUUCAACGUUGAAGACCAAAUUUCUCUGACUAGGAUAACGACCGUGUUUAAAGUUUGGUAUGGUCACUGACAAAUCUAAGAAUGCCCAUCAGACACUCAUAUCAAAUGGGACAGGCCAAAAUCGCUGUUAAAGAUAACACAGCACAUUUUAAUAAGAAGUGACAUUUAUGGGUUUUCAGUUCAAUCUUUUUUGUGAUUUUUGUAAAAUGUACUACAAUAUGAGUAUUAAUAAAGUAAAAAAUUGUAACGAUGAUGAAGAAAGUGGGUAUCAAGCAGAAUGGAGUAUGAAGACAUAUUCGAUUAGGAAUUUGGAUGACUGCUCCAUUUGUGAAGGAUAUGAUCAGUCAUUAAAAAUAUCACAAUGAAUAAGUGUAUCUCUUGUGGUUUCGUUUUGCCUUAAGUGGACACAUGAAUCGAAAUGAAACUAUGAUUCAUCAAAUCCAUUACGCGGUGGAUACCGCCAUCGCAUCUUUGCGUCUCUGCAGUCUGCAUCAUCAUGGAUGGAUGGGUAUCCGAGGUGAGGUAUGAGGAGACGUGGAAUGAGCGAGAAGGCAUAGUGUGGGCCGAAUGCCGAGUGACGCGGAGCAACUCCGCGACGGCGUUCGAACGUGAGGCUAUUUAAAACAGUGCGCAAGCCCCCUGGCGCCGAGUCUACAGUGGACGACUAAUGAUCAGUACUGUCUUGUCAGCCGUCGAGUGCGUAUUAUUCCAGUGAAACGUGUUUACGCGAGAACGUUUCAGUGUUUGUUUAGUUUCUACAAUUUCCACGCGGCAAAUAACGUGAAAAAUGGCUGACAGUGGUCUCAAGAGAAAUAUCCCCAUCAAGCUUGGCGAUUUUUCGGUUAUCGAUACAGAAUUCUCAAGCAUCAGAGAGCGCUUCGAUGCCGAAAUGAGGAAGAUGGAAGAAGAAAUGAGCAAAUUCAGAUCAGAACUCAUGAACAGAGAAAGCAACAAUUUCUUCAAGAGCACAACUAGCACGACGACAUCUUCACAGCACAGUGACAGCAGACAGCUUGCUGAGCCCAGUCACUGGGAUAGCUUAAACUCGCCGCUCAUUCAAGACGAGGGUGACGGCAAGACUCUCAAGCUUCGCUUUGAUGUCAGCCAGUAUACUCCCGAAGAGAUCGUUGUUAAGACUGUCGACAACAAAUUACUGGUCCAUGCCAAACACGAGGAGAAAUCUGAUACGAAAUCUGUGUACAGAGAAUACAACAGGGAGUUUUUGUUGCCCAAGGGAACAAAUCCUGAGGCCAUUAAGUCUUCGCUGUCCCGGGACGGUGUGCUUACCGUGGAAGCGCCAUUGCCACAACUCGCCAUCACGGACAGGAACAUUCCUAUCCAGAAGCACUGAGCGGUCUCAUCAUUCGCCACGAGUCCACUGAGGCAGCAGAUAUUCCAUAACUGUUAAUAAUUUAUUUUUAAUUUACGUUUAUAAAUUAAAAUAAGAAAAAAAUCGGCGUUAUUUAUUUAGAAUCUUAUUUUAGUGAAUCUCAAAAUUUAUUAACACCACAUACUUACUCGUUGUAAUUUGUCAAUUAAUGUUUUUGCGUAUUCCAAUUUGCGUUGUGGGACACGGUCUGCGUGUUAAUGUUGCUUUAGUGACAUUCGCUUUCACUGUGCUAGUGGAGUUUGAAGUUGGUAUAAUUAUUUGUCGUGAUUGUAACAAAAAUGAAUUAUAAUGUACCAUUCUCAAUUCCAUUCGGAUGGGUUGAAGAAAAUUUUAUUCAUAUUUUAUUAGUUUCUUACGCCAUCAAGCUCCAACUAUAAAAUGAGCUAACGCGUGUUCAAUGUAGUAUUGAAAGUACUGUGAAUUGUUUUAAGAAUAAUCGGCUAUGACAACGACGAAUGGAAAGUGUCUUAUAUAUAAAAAUGUCCAUUUUGCUUAAUGCCACCUGCUAAUAGCAGCGAUAAGUAGGAUAUUAAUGAAAUACACCAAUUUAACAGCUUAACUUGAUACACAUUUAUAUUUUAGUACAAACAGUUGUUACGAAUGUUUUAGAUGUCAAAUAAAAUAAAUAAAAACGUA
Messenger RNA from Bombyx mori (domestic silkworm), 2397 nucleotides. RefSeq names its product heat shock protein hsp21.4 (gene Hsp21.4). Gene Ontology annotation, cellular component: cytoplasm; nucleus. The record is from RefSeq and is a predicted model, not a curated record. The transcript has 4 exons. Gene Ontology annotation, biological process: protein refolding; response to heat. The coding region runs from base 1159 to 1722 and encodes 187 amino acids. NCBI's taxonomy places the organism in Eukaryota, Metazoa, Arthropoda, Insecta, Lepidoptera, Bombycidae.